UUCGUUGUGUUACUAGCGGCAGCAGUUUUAUCUGUAGUAGGAGAAGAAAGAGGCGGGGUAGAUAGUUGUGCUGUGCAUUUGUUUGUUUUUUUUUUCCACAUUAAUAUUUUGAUUAAAUAAAAUCGUCUUGGUUAUUAAAACUUUAACUGGAUAUGGAUGUGCGAUUGUAAAAGUAAACAGGUUGCAGCAGUAACCCACUCAGGGGCCGGCGAGGACAAGCCGGGAAGUGGAAUUGUUUUUGUUCUUAUUUGCAGGCCUGGCUGGUGAUGCACAACCUAGAAGGAGAACAGCCAGGACGGCAUCUUUAAGAAAAGGUUGUACUGAAGUCUUCCAUACUUUACUGCAGGUAUUGGGUACUGCAUCAGCAGAAAAUAAGCAUCACUGCACAAAGAUUUAACUGACUGCUGUAAACUGGAAGGGAAUAUUCCAUUGUUUGAUAUUAACAUGUCAAUUACUAGCACACCAACUAGCAACGAUGCCUGCCUAAGUAUUGUUCAUAGCCUGAUGUGCCACCGGCAGGGAGGAGAAAGUGAAACAUUUGCAAAACGAGCUAUUGAAAGCUUGGUGAAGAAACUAAAAGAAAAGAAAGACGAAUUGGAUUCUUUGAUUACUGCAAUAACCACAAAUGGAGCACAUCCUAGCAAAUGUGUCACAAUCCAGAGAACUCUGGAUGGAAGACUUCAGGUGGCUGGGCGCAAAGGUUUCCCACAUGUAAUUUAUGCUCGUUUGUGGAGGUGGCCUGAUCUUCACAAAAAUGAACUAAAACAUGUGAAAUACUGUCAGUAUGCUUUCGAUCUUAAGUGUGACAGUGUCUGUGUGAACCCCUAUCAUUAUGAACGUGUAGUUUCACCUGGCAUUGAUCUCUCUGGAUUGACAUUACAGAACUCAGCUCCAUCAACUUUGCCAGUAAAAGAUGAGUUUGGUCACGAGUAUGGUGAGGCACAGCAAUCUUUAUCUGCAGCCGAAGGACAUUUACUUCAGACUAUUCAGCAUCAGGCAAGUACUAGACCAGCUGCUGCAGAAACCUUCAGCAACCCUGCUUUGUUGGUACCUUCCGAGGCUACUGCUGUGAGCACUGCCAACUUUGCCAGCAUUCCUGUGGCUUCUACAAGUCAGCCAAGCAGUAUGCUGCAAAGCAGCCACAGUGAUGGGCUUUUACAGAUUCCUUCAGUACCUUCCCAAGGAACUCAGCAGAAUGGUUUCCCACCUCAGCCAGCUACUUACCAUCACAGCAGCAGUACGACAUGGAGUGGAAAUCGGCCAGCAUCAUAUACUCCCAACAUGCCACAUCACCAGAAUGGACAUCUUCAGCAUCACCCCCCUAUUCACCAUGCUGGGCACUAUUGGCCAGUUCACAAUGAACUUGCAUUUCAGCCUCCUAUAUCAAACCACCCAGCUCCUGAGUAUUGGUGUUCAAUUGCAUACUUUGAGAUGGAUGUUCAGGUUGGAGAAACUUUUAAAGUACCCUCCAGCUGUCCAAUCGUUACAGUCGAUGGAUAUGUGGAUCCUUCUGGAGGAGAUCGCUUUUGUUUAGGUCAACUAUCCAAUGUUCACAGGACAGAAGCCAUUGAAAGAGCCAGGUUGCAUAUCGGUAAAGGAGUACAGUUAGAAUGUAAAGGAGAAGGAGAUGUCUGGGUGCGAUGUCUCAGUGAUCAUGCAGUGUUUGUUCAGAGCUACUAUCUGGACAGGGAAGCAGGACGUGCACCUGGAGAUGCUGUUCAUAAGAUCUAUCCAAGUGCAUACAUUAAGGUUUUUGAUCUUCGCCAGUGUCACCGUCAGAUGCAACAACAGGCUGCCACUGCACAGGCCGCUGCUGCUGCCCAGGCCGCAGCUGUGGCUGGAAAUAUACCUGGACCAGGCUCAGUUGGUGGCAUUGCUCCAGCUAUCAGCCUUUCAGCAGCUGCAGGAAUUGGUGUGGAUGACCUUCGCCGCUUGUGCAUCCUUAGGAUGAGUUUUGUAAAAGGAUGGGGACCUGAUUACCCAAGACAAAGUAUCAAGGAAACCCCUUGCUGGAUUGAGAUUCAUUUGCACCGUGCUCUGCAGCUCCUUGAUGAAGUACUUCAUACCAUGCCAAUAGCAGAUCCACAGCCUCUAGAUUGAGGCCUUCAUAAUGGCUGAACAGUGAACUUUUAAAUGCAGUUUUGUGCAUAAUCCGAGGACAUAUUUUAUCAAUAUUUGACUUGAUUCGAGCAACACAGAAACAAGAGAUUAACAGCAGAUUUAAAAUCUCUUGUAUUUCCCUGUGGGUAGAACUGGUAACAGAACAUUGACCUUGAUUACUGUAUUUUGAAACAUCAAGUGAUUUUAUAUGUUUUCUUUAUUGUAGGUCUGUGACCUAGAUACUAGAUAAGGGAAAAAAUAGAUUAUGGUUGUGAUUUGGCAACCCACUUGGCAUGUCCCCUGAGCACUGUAGCCUCUACCAUAAUUUUUUUUUAAAUAAAUUACUUCUGUGCAACAGAAAAAACAACAAAAAUUUAGUCCUUAAACAACCAGCAUUUAAGAAUUAUGUCCAUGUAUGUUGGGGUUCUCCAGUUGUUGCCGAAAUGUGAGGAGGCAUUGUGGAUCUCUACAUAAACUAGCUUUUAUGUGGAAUGCAGGAGAUUUCACCUUCUACUCACUCGCUCGCUCUCUCUUGUUAUCCCUCUGUCUGUCCCUCCUUGCUAUCUUUUUCUGUAAAUGCGCACACUAAAUUAUCACCCACGUUUGAGAUAAUAUUUUUCAUCAGGUCACUUAAUGAUGUCCCUGUGUAUUUUGUUUUAAGGCAGUGUAGGAAGUGUUUGCAAGGACUGCCAGAAUCAUACAUGCUAUUUUUUUCGAUAUUCUUGAUCUUCUUCCUCACAACAUCAGUACUUAUUAUUUUUGUCAUUUUAAAUAGUCUGAUACGGACAGUAGCAAAGACUUGAAAGAUGGAUGGGAAUCUAGCAUUUUUAGUGUGAGUAAUGUUUUCAAAUGCAGCAGCAGUGUUUAUAUGCUUAUAUAAUGCAGCUUUGCUAGUAAAUCCAUUCUCAUUUUUAACAGUUUUUACAGACAUAUCACAGUGUCUGCUGGUUCAUUGAUAAUGCAGAAUCUUUUAUUUGCUGUUUCAUCUGAAUACAAUAAGGUUUUGCAAAAUGAAAAUUAUAAACCCCACACAGGUUGCCUUAGCCAAAUGGUGCUUCCUCCAUGGGUGUCUGUUUGAUCUAGCAGAGUUUGACUGUGUUUCAUUAUAUUGUAGCAUAUUAUCUGGGCUGCAAAGAAGUGCAUGUAUUUAAUUUUUGCUGCGUGAGAUGACAUUUGACAAAUAUCUUUUCACUGAGUGCCAUCAGUACUGAAAUUUGAGACCUGUGUAGUAUGUGAGCCAAGACCAUUUUUGUCACCUCCAUGUCCCUUAGCUGAAGUGAAAAAAAUAUUUCCAGUGGGGAAGUCAUAAAUAUGGUGUGGAGGGGGGUGUUGGAGUCCGUAUUUUAACUAGUGUAAUCUUUUUACACUAGGAAGGAGUGUGCUUGAGUUGAAUAAAUGCUUUGAUGUCACUUUCCAUUUCUGGCCAAAUGGUCUGCGUGGAAAUAUGUUCAUUGAAGUACUAUGAUGUGAAAAUUUGCUUAAAUGCUUAAGCUGGCUAGAAAGAACAAUUUACCAUUGUUUAUGCUUUUUAACAGUCUGGGUUUUUAUUUCGAGGUAAUGGCUACGUUAGCACUUUAAUGACAAUUGUGUUUUGUAAUAUUUGUUCACUUAAGCUUAGCCAACUGAGAUGCAUUUAUUUUGUUCAGCUGAAAAUCAAAUUAAGUUUGUGUUUUACUUGUUAGUCUAAUGGGUAUUCUUGGGCCAAGUUACAAGUUAAAUGUAGCUUGAAAACUGUCCAAUCUUAUAUGUGAAUUUUUUUUUUGUUCUGUUCAUUAGAUUAAAAUACAGGCCUGAUUAGAACACUAAGGGAACAUCUGGGUUAUAUUUCUCAAGUCCUGCUGAUAUUUGCAGUCUUUCAUUGAGCAAUGAAUAAACAUUAGAACAGAAUCAGAAUGCUUCAAUUUAAACUGCAUGUGCUACCAGUUAAAUAACAGGUGAACCAUAAAUGGAAAAAAAGGAAGUGUCCUUGGAAAUUUACUGUAUUUAUUGAAGCAAGUCAUGCAUGCUUGAUUAUUCACUAACAAUUGAGACUCGUUUAAAUAAUUUAAAGAUAAUUGUAGUGUAUUGGGAUUUUUGUCAUAUUUGAUGACUUUACACUGCUGUGACAUUCUUUUGCAGGGUGUUUUCUAGUUGACCAACCUCGCACUUUUUUUAAACUGUUAGAAUGUGUAGAAUUGCUGGAAGAUGAGUCCACCCAUUAUCCCCAUGAUUUCAGAAAGUGUUUGAACAAUACUAAAAUAAACAUGUACGAGAGGCCUUAGGGAUUCAACUUCAUUGAAGUCUACUGCAUGCCGUAUGUGGUAUAGCUGAUGAGUAGUUUUCAUAUCAACUUGAGUAACAUGUUCAACUGUAGAAUUUCCAAGAUGACUUCAUAUGCCUCUUGAAAUGGUUAAGAUUUGGAAUUUACUCUUCCAUUGUCCUCAGCUCAGAAUAUUUUUUCUAGUUUAAGUACUCAAGCACGCAUGCAUCCUGCUCAUACAUGCCAUUGCAUCAUAUGCUGAACUGUGGGAAAGCACCGAGCCCUUAUUAAACUUAUUUUUUUCUAUUUGUAUAGAUCGGUCAUUAAUCUUUUGUAUACAUCACAAACAAAAAAAAAAUUCCAGCAUUCAGUACCUGACAUGUCAAAAACAUUUUUCAAUUUGCACAAUUUUAAGCAAGCAUCCAAACCAGCACUGCUGUAGUACUUGGGAGCAGAAUGUGAAAUGAAGCAUUGCCAGCGUUCAGCCAUUCAGUGAAGAAGAGGAAAUAAUUGAUUGCUUUAUCAAUUAUUCUCAAGGUGGUAGCUGUAGUGCUUCAACAGCACAGGACUAGAAUGUAGUCCCUAACUCAUAUCCAGGCAUUUGCAGGAAGAGCAUGAGAAGGUAAGGAAGUCAGAGAUUAGACAUUAACAGAAUUUCCUGUUAAUGUCCAUUUAUUUGGUGGCUUUACAGUCCUUAUGAGUUGGAAGUUGCACCUCAGUUAGUGAGGGGGUUGAGGUCCCUCACAUCUGAUGUUGGCAUUCUUUGGGGGGGGGGGGCUCACCCCUAGUGUCCUGUACAUCUCCCCCAUGUUAUUCUGUCUAUAACAUGCCUGUGCCUAGUUUACUGACAUGGAUUAGAUUUUCAGGAUUUAGCAAAGGCUUGACACUUUUAGUUGGGACUGAUGACUGAUGUCGUGCUGCUCAGAUGACAUCCAACUCCACCCCAGAGCCUGGCUUCUCAUUUAGAAUUCUGUUCUAGCUUGUUGUGCAUACCAGCUGAAGUCUCAAAAUUGAAGCUACUAGAAAGCUUUGCAUUCAUUAUAUAGGUUCUCUGUCUGGCAAGAAAGAGGUAUCCCUGUGCUGACUUAAUCUCUUAGCUUACACCUGAUCUGAUUUACUCUGACACCAUUAGGAAGUUAUUUUGCUGUCAAGCUACAAAUUUGAUAUCCAUGCACAUCACAUCCUCACAGGGAGCAGAAUUGUAGCCUAGUAUGGACUGCUGAAGAGGCUUUACAUCUUUUUCUGUCUUUGAAACGCUUGUCCAUUUUUGGUUACAUGUCUGCCUUUUGAGUAGUUUGGUUUGGCAGCUCUGAAAUUUAUAUCUGCAAAGGCACUUUUCUCAGUGACCAUCACCACUGCUUGCAAGUACUCCAGGCUGCAGGCCUUGCAGCAAGCAUUUCCUUUAAAAAUAACCCUUAUUUUCCUAUAGAAAUAGUUUCACAUUUGACAUUAAACCGGUUAAUUCAUCUCCCUGUUUUCUUUGUUGAAGUAGAAGCCAAAGAGAACCCCUUUACCUCUUUAUACCUGUAUGUAUUGUCAAAUCAAAUUUUACCCGAAAAAGAGUGGACGGGUUCAAAAAGUGCAUAGCUUACUUUUUCUGCAUGCACUCUUUCCGUAAGAAUUGCUAAGUGCUUCAUGUUUUGCCAUCAGGUGGCUAACCACCCUGUUGUUGCUGUAGGCCACUGUACCAGGAAAAGGACGGUUUCUGGUGCUUGUUUGAUAAAUGUUUUGAUUUGUGGACAUUUGUGCCAUAAUACUUGUUUUUUUGGUUCACAGUUUCACCAGGCAAUAUUGCUUCAAACAUAAUUUAGGAGUUAAGCUUCCUGUCAUUGUUUUCAUCACUUAACCUUCAGAACCUUCUCUUGCUUGUAGUCCUUUGUUUGACUGUGGCUUCCUGGGAAGCUUAGUUUUCACUUCUUGGGAAUUCUCUGUAGUUACGAUAUGCAGAACCCUUCCAAAGAUGGAUGAAGUAGAUUGGUUGAUAUUUGAAGAUGUCUGCACAUCUUCAAUGGUUGGUAAUUACACUGCAGUCCCUUCAAUGUCUGUAUAGAUUUUUUUGAAAUUCCAUCACGUAUGUAAUUUAUUAUGUUUUUUCUUAUUUAUUUAUUUUUUUUUUUUGUGGGUUUCCUGUCUUGAAGUUUUUGCUUGCUUAGAGGAUGGGGUUCAAACUGUGUUCUAGAGGGUUAGGUGUGAUCUUUCAGACAGACGUAUGAUGCCUUGGUGUGCACUGUCAGGAAGGAUGUCCACCCACAGGCAGAGAAACUAGGGAUGAUUCAGAAUGUGCCCAGUUUGAAGAUAGUGGAAGAGGGAAUCACAGCUUUUACCUACUGCAGAAAGCAUUGUCACAGAUGUAAAUAGAUACAUUUUUGUUUUCUUUUCAGGUUUGUCUUAACAGUGACAUAUUACCACUUUAUAAUAGCAUAUCUCUGUCAUUUUGGGCUAGUAUCCAUUUUUUGCCUCAGAACAAGAAGUGUUAACGUAUUUGAAAUGUUACAAUUAGGCAAUUAGGUGUGUGUGUGUCUGUAGACAGUUAGAUGUACCCCCCACCACACACACACAAUUUUGGUUGAUCUUGUCAUUUUAUAAGCCCACUGGCUUUAUCUCGUUAAUGUUUUGGUUAAUUGUUUUGUAAGCCCACUGGCUUCAUCUCUCUCUCUCUCUCUUUAGCUGUCUCUUUGUCACUCUCUCUAUGUGUACAUAUACAUACACACAGUCACAUCAGUCAUGGCAAAGGUUCUAAUGGUUGUCAAGAGAAUGAAAAUGGCUUGGGAAAGAAUAUUUGUUUUUUUAUGACACUAGUAUAACAAUGUAUUGUUGGAAUAAUGGUCUGUGUGUUAGCUCUCCCUAACGUAUCAAAGGAUGUUUAUUUCAUUUGCUGGAUUUCAGUAUUUUUUUUUUUCUCUAUUGAUAACAGAUGCCAAAGAAUAGCUACCAGUCCUGUCUUGUUGAGCAUCCAUGUAUGGUGACAUUUUUCCAUCCUAUGUAAUGUAAAUUUAGCAAUGGUACCUUGAUUGGCAAAAAAGGAAAUUAGUUAAUAUUGGUGUUGAACAGACUUUACACAGUGAUGUAAGCAUAUUGUGAAUGUCAGUGUCAGAAAAGUCUCAAAACAGUCAGGCAAAUGCUAUUUAAAUUAAGUGAACACUGAAAGCUUUAAAUAAACUCAAUUUCUGAGGACAAAUGUACCUGAACAGAGUGCAGUCACUGAGAUAGAACUUGCAGAAUAUUUAUCUUUUUGUAGACAGCAUAUUUUUUUAUGCAAGAGGCAUAAUAGCUGCUGUCUUCUCACAUAAUGUAUCUACCUUUUUACACUGGACUGCACAUUUUGGGUAUGUAAUUUGGGAGAUUAACAAACUCCCCUUGUUGGUGCCUCCAAAUGGGUCUUUUUUAGGAAUUUGACAAACAGUGACAGUCUCAAAUAGAGUGGCCCCCUGUGCAUUAUGUUUCUGUCUUGUGCCUAUUUAUUGUCAGAAUAGGUCCCAGCUCCUAUUUGACCAUGAAUUGAAUAAAGCAAGUAUUAGAGAAUGAAUGAAGAGCAAAACUUCAACACUGAUCCUGUGAAUUGCAGAGUUUGCACCAGUAUCAUUGACAGGUAUCUAGCAGAUAAUGUACAAAUCCACUCAAGAAAUUACACAAACAUUUGUUGGCCAAAGCCCGAAUCUUUCAGAGAGGGACAGGUUAGUCCCUAGUUUCAGUUUCAUUUUUGCACUGUUGAAACAAUAUGCAGAUGUGAUUUUGUUACGUAUUUUGAUGUACAAUGACAGUAUGUUGACAUCCGUGCAGUUCCAGCAAAUAUGAAGAAAGGAGAUAAGCAGGUAUGAAAGUCCGUUAUGGCUGUGUGUUGAGAUGGAUUGUCCAAUUUGCUGCAUGGGGCAUUCUUUUGAAUUAAACCUGCAUAUUGACAAACAGUUGAUCAGAUACAGUAUUAGACAUGUGCAAUCAUCAAAAGUCAUUCAGAAUUUAUUUUGUUUCAGUAUAUUAACAUUUUAAUUAAGAAUAAACAUUUUUAAUGUUU
This is a messenger RNA of Protopterus annectens (West African lungfish), 8351 nucleotides long. It is a transcript of the gene SMAD4, whose product is annotated as SMAD family member 4. Gene Ontology annotation, cellular component: heteromeric SMAD protein complex. The record is from RefSeq and is a predicted model, not a curated record. The transcript is spliced from 12 exons. Lineage: Eukaryota; Metazoa; Chordata; Ceratodontiformes; Protopteridae. Gene Ontology annotation, biological process: anatomical structure morphogenesis; SMAD protein signal transduction; BMP signaling pathway. The coding region runs from base 445 to 2100 and encodes 551 amino acids. Gene Ontology annotation, molecular function: DNA-binding transcription factor activity, RNA polymerase II-specific; I-SMAD binding; RNA polymerase II cis-regulatory region sequence-specific DNA binding.